UGAAAGGAAGUACUUCCGCUUCCGGGGUCAAAUAAGUUGCAAGGAUGGACUUUAGCCUGCUUGACCACUUACUACUAGUAAUUAGUGCCAAGGACAUUUACUAACCCGUGUUAUUUUGGAACGUAGCUGUGCGCAAGUGUGCAACAUGUUAAGAUAAGUUGAAGAUGUCAUCAACAACAAUGUCAACGACCCCACCCCGUUUCACACAGUUGAAUGACCUGGCCUCCGCAAAGGCAGGAGGCAGGGUUCUGUUUGCUACAGAUGACUGGUUUGCUGUGGCUGAUAAUCUUCUCAAGGGAGACCCACCCCAGUGGAAGGAGGGAGUGUUCACUGAGUAUGGCAAGUGGAUGGAUGGAUGGGAGUCCCGGAGGAAGAGAAUGGAGGGCCAUGAUUGGUGCAUUGUCCAGCUAGGUGUGUCAGGGGUCAUCAGUGGUGUGGAGGUGGACACCAGUUUCUUCACGGGCAACUACGCACCACGUUUCUCCCUGCAGGCUGCAUGUUUACCAGAUGGUACCACAUUCCCGGUCAGACAGGCGCAAAUGGGCACUGCUGCUUCCCCACAACAGCUAGCAGCCAUGGAGAACAUGCAAACAGAAAAAUGGACUGAGUUGGUUCCGUUGACAGCCCUGAGACCAGGCUAUCCCGACACAUGUAAGAACUACUACCACAUCACCAGCACACAGAGAUGGACUCAUGUCAGACUCAACAUGUACCCAGAUGGGGGUAUAGCCAGACUGCAUGUCUAUGGUAUUGGCAGCAAAGACUGGUCCACAGUGAAAAGCAAUGAACUGGUGGAUUUGGUUGCCAUGGAGAAUGGAGGGGUGUGUAUGGGGUUCAGCAAUGCCCACUACGGGCAUCCCCGCAAUGCCAUUGGGCUGGGUAGGGCCGAGAACAUGGGGGAUGGCUGGGAGACUGCUCGCAGGUUGGACAGGCCUCCCAUAUUACAAGCUGACAAGAGUGGUGUACUUAUGGUGCCAGGUUGUGAAUGGGCUGUUUACAGACUGGGGCAUCCUGGAGUCAUCCUGAAGGUUGAAAUUGACACCAAUCAUUUCAAGGGAAACUACCCAGACUCCUGCAGAAUUGAAGCCUGUGCACUGUCUGCUAGAGAAGAACAGGCCCUAUUUGGGAAGGAGGGAGCUGCUAUUGGGAGUGAAGAAGCGAAGUGGAAAACUCUGCUUGGCCCGACAAAGUUGUCUGCCCAUCGCCGCCUGUUCCUGAGCGGAGGCCAGGUGCAACCGGUGGGCGUGGUUACUCACGUCCGCCUGACCAUGACGCCUGACGGUGGGAUCAGCAGGAUGAGGCUGUGGGGCUACCCUCGGGCUCCCAACCCUGCCAAACUGUAGCUUCCACCGAUGGAACUGGACUGCUUUUUCCACCAACCCUAGCUAGUACAUACAUACAGUCAGACCAACCCUGCCAAACUGUAGCUUGUACAUACAAGCACGUGGGCAGAACAUACUGCAUCUGUGCGAAACCUGUAAUGUAUUGUGCAUAGCACUUCAGCAGAACUUCUCAUAGACGCCCUUAAAGGGUGUAUUUGUGAUAUAUAAUGUUAACACUCCGUCUGUAGUUUCCAAAUGUCAUGUCAGAAAAGAUAUCGUCUGCAACAGGCAAAAUUCUGAUGCAAUGUUGACAAAAAAUCCAGCUAAAACCAUAUAAAAAUGGCGGUUUUGCACAGGCGCGCACAGUAUGUUCUGCUGACAUGCUGUACAUUAGUACAGUCAUCCUGUGGGACGUCAAGCUCCCAACCCUGCCAAACUGUAGCUACAUGUAGUACGUACAUACAGUCAAACCUUCCAGCCAACCACCAACAAUCUCUUGUACAUUGAAACAGUCCGUCCAAUUUUACCCAGUGAAGACUUUCUGCCAAAAAUACCAGAACUCUUACCUCAGUGGUGAGUGGUUGUUGAGACCAGGUUUGACUGUAUGUCCACAAUGUGGUGAAAAUCAGCAAGUGCCAUUCUACUUUAUUGACAAAAGCUGAACUAAAAUGUCUUCAUCUGUGUUACAAUAUCAUUGUUAAAGACUGAUAGGGCCCUUUUCUGGACUGUCCAGGGGAUCAGCAAGGAUUGCUAG
Branchiostoma belcheri (Belcher's lancelet) is the source of this 2076-nucleotide messenger RNA. Its product is annotated as allantoicase-like. Bases 165 to 1343 code for a protein of 392 amino acids. The transcript is spliced from 14 exons. Gene Ontology annotation, molecular function: allantoicase activity. The record is from RefSeq and is a predicted model, not a curated record. Gene Ontology annotation, biological process: allantoin catabolic process. Lineage: Eukaryota; Metazoa; Chordata; Leptocardii; Amphioxiformes; Branchiostomatidae.